GCGCGUAUCGCGGCGCUGCCGGCGCGGACUGUACCAACGGACGCUACGGGAGUCCGUAGCCGGCGUAGGCUCAGUUGGCAGCAGCACGCACACCGAGUAGCAUCUCACCAUGGCCGAUAUCUCGAAGGAAGAGCUACGCAAGGAGAUCACCGCUAUCCUCAAGGAUGCUGACCUCACUACAAUGUCUGCUAAGAAAGUGAGGCAACAAAUCGAAGAAAAACUCGAUAUUGACCUUAUAGAAAGGAAAAAGGAGGUGGAUGAUUUGGUUAUGGAAUGUCUUCAAGAAAAACAGGAUGGAGGAAAGAAAAAGAAAAAGGCUGCUAGCGAAGAAUCUGAAGAUGGUGAGGAGGAAGAAGAGGGAUCUGAAGAGGAGGAGGAGGAAGAAGAAGAAAAGAAACCAGCCAAGCGAAAUCCAGCUAAGAAAACUCCUAACAAGCGCAAGAAGGGAUCCUCUGAUGACGAAGAAAGCGCUAGUGAUGAUGAUGCUAGCGAUGAAGAAUAUAGUCCAAAGAAACCUAAAGUUACACCUAAAAAAAAUAAGCCUGGAAAGAAAGGAAAAAAGAAAGGCAGUGAUAGUGAUAGUGACGAAGACUGGGGUAAAAACAAAAAAGCUCCGGGAAGCACAGCAAAGAAGGGUGGUGGUGGCGGCGGCAAAGGCAAGGGAGGUGGUUACACACGCGCUAUCACACUGUCUCCAGAACUCGCCGCGGUUGUUGGCGCAGAUCAAAUGGCUCGACAUGAAGUUGUAAAGAAAGUAUGGAGUAUCAUUAAAGAAAGGAAUCUUUAUGAUCCUAAGAAUAAACAGUUUGCGAUUUGUGAUGAGGAAUUAUUGAAGGUAAUUGGCGUAAGACGUUUCAGAACUUUUGGUAUGAUGAAAUACCUCAAAAAUCACUUUGUAGAUUAAAUCAUUCUUCAAUCCCGAUCUCCGACAAGUUAUAUACAUAUAUAAAUAUAUAUAACAUAUUCCAGGGUGUAUUUCAUACACCUCUCAUCUUUCUCACAUGAUACACACAUAUACAUGAAACACAAAGGUAUUUCUUGCGACUUAAGACUUUAGACCAUGUUUACACCAUUCCGACGUAUUCUGCUGCCCAUUGUAUCAUUUUGUCCCAUUGAUAACUACAAUCAUAUAUUGAUCGUGCAUAUAAUAUAGGUAUGACUCCCAAUGCGUUGGGAAUAAUGAGUUUCACACAUUUGAAUAAUCUUUAACACGUAACUAUAACUUUUUUUAACGGCUUCACUUGACACGGGACAAUGUUACCAUGGACGUUCAGAUAAUUUCGAAAUGAAUGGGGACAUUACAAUGGCCAAUAGUCAAUAAGCUGGUUUUAAGUCAUCUAAUUCAAAAUAAAUGUUAUAUAAUUUGUAUGGUCGUCAUUAAUAACAAUAUCAUAAUCCUAAUGCAGUAACAUGGUAAGUCAUUAUAAUGGCGCAUUAUUGAAUUGUAAACGGAAAAUGGACUUUUAAUUUGAAAGUGAUUUUUUUUAAUAGAUUUGAGAAGUUUAAUUUUAAUCCGUGACAUUUCAGCUAACACGUAUAUUAUUGGUGAUAUAGUUGCUUUCAAUAUAUAUAUUUCAAGUAUUAGAGAAAUAUCUUUUCUAUUUUAUUAUUGAUGAUCUUUUAGUACAAAAAUUUUUUAAGUCAACGCCAGACUAUGCACCAUAUCCGAUUUAUAAUUUGCUGUUCGCCAUUCGCAUGAAAUUAAUGAGUAAUUUGUAUAGGCAAGUUCGUGUAAGUUGCAUAUGCAUUUGUUAUGCCGAUUUAUUAGUAAAAUGAUAAAUCUGCAUGAAUAACAAAUUUUUCACAAAAUUAAAUGUGAAUCAGUACAAAUUGAUUAAUUCGUAUUGGUUUAUAUUAUAAAGAGACUAGUAUGUUUCUUGUGCCAACAAUACUACACUAUUGCAAAUAAUAUCAGUGAUUUAUACUGGCGAAUGAUAAAUUUCUGUAAAUCCAUUAUGAAUGUACAUAGUCUGGCGUUUAUUUUAUGAUAUUUUUGUCAUUUCUUUAUCCCUUUUUUUGUACUGAAGAUAUUCUUCUAAAAAAUAGAUGUAAUAGGAUGACAGGUUUUAUCUCCAGAAUGAAGAAAAUUGUACGGACAUAAAAGAAAACAAAAAAGCUAUGCGGAAAAUUAACAUCCUAUACCUCUUCUGUAUAAUAGCUACAUUAUACACAUGCAAAUGUAAGCAAAGUUUAAUUGUAUUAUCGUGUAAUUACUAAUUAUUGUCGUAAUAUAGGUUUCUUGGUGUAAAAAUUGAAUCUAACGUUUAAGAUCUAAUGGUAAAACAAUAUAUUCAUUGAAAAAUAUCUUAUAAGCAUAUUAAAUGAUUAAAGUCACAGUGCAGCGACCACUGUUAAAGUGUAGGAAAUAAAAUAAUAGGCUCACGAAGCGAGGUGCGGCAUCUUAACUGGAUACAUCUGUCCGAGCUUCGACAUAUGUAAAAUUCGUGUAUUUUGAAUAUAAAUUAAAGAAAUGCUGGCCUAAGUCAUGAGGAAAGCCACACGAAUGCGAUCAUUGCGAUUUACGGUAGCGAAAGCAUUACAUGAAAAAAAUGCUAUGCGUACGGAAUUAAGAUAUAAACUUGUUUCUCUAAAAAGGAAAAAACUAACUGUAAUGUUCCGUGAAAUGUAUUUGGAAGUGUCAUUAAAAGGUAUUGCUUUCAUUUUUUUUUU
Molecule: messenger RNA, 2670 nt
Organism: Monomorium pharaonis (pharaoh ant)
Lineage: Eukaryota; Metazoa; Arthropoda; Insecta; Hymenoptera; Formicidae
Gene: Non2
Product: upstream activation factor subunit spp27
Exons: 5
Coding region: 110-904 (264 amino acids)
Cellular component (GO): nucleus
Source: RefSeq, a predicted model, not a curated record